ACUACAUAAAUCAUCAAAUCCUCUACAAUAACAGCAGCAUCGGAUAAGGAUAAAACCCAGUAUCACAAACUCUCUUUCGCGUCAAUUACCUCGUGUCAGGUCCCAACCCCCCUCUAGAACCCCGUUAAUUCUUUACAUACGCUAAUCCCCAAUUCGGACAGUAUAUAUACCCCCUUUCAACUCGGGCCCCCUUCUUCUUCAAGAAACACAAGUGCUCUUUCCUUCUUCCCCCAAAGAGAAAAAACAAAACCACAACAAGUACAGUUCACCUUCCUUCCUUCCGUCCGUCCGUCCCUGCUCACAUGGAUAAAGUGAAAGUUCCAAACAGCUGGAUGAGAACCGCCGUCAUCGGCAGAGGCUCCUUCGGGACUGUCAGUCUUGCUGUCAACAAGUCCAACGGUGCCCUUUUUGCUGUCAAGUCCGUUGAUACCAACUCUGCCUUGCCUUCCCAAAUUGAGGCGCUGGAGAAUGAAAUUGGAAUCCUCCGCUCGCUCUCUUCGCCUUACGUGGUGGAGUGCCUGGGUGAUGACGUGACGGUGGAGGCGCCCAGUAUGACGCCGCUUAGGAACCUGCACAUGGAGUACUUGCCAGGUGGCACCGUAGCUGAUGUGGCAAGAUCAUAUACUCCCUGUGGCGGCGGGGCCGAUGAAUGGAUUGUAAAGAAUUACACCUUCUGCAUCGUCUCCGGGUUGAAGUAUCUUCACUCCCAAGGCAUUGUGCAUUGCGACGUGAAGGGUGACAAUGUCUUGGUAGGUCCUGCUCCAGGCACCUCCAAGCUGGCCGACUUUGGAUCGGCGAUGGAAAUCCGCCGCUGUAGGAAGGCGAGCAUCACGCCGCGUGGGACUCCCCUGUGGAUGGCGCCGGAGGCGGUUAGAGGGGAGUAUCAGGGGCCGGAAUCCGACGUCUGGUCCUUGGGCUGUACGGUCAUCGAGAUGGUGACCGGAAAACCCGCGUGGGAAGAUAAAGGAGCGGCGGACACGCUCUGUAGAAUCGGUUACUCGGACGAGUUGCCUCGGUUACCAACUCAGUUGUCGGAAUUGUGUCGCGACUUUGUGGAAAAAUGCUUGCGAAGAGACGUUAGUGAAAGAUGGAGCUGCGAUCAGCUGUUACAGCAUCCGUUUCUAUCAAUGUGCUCACCGUCCUCCGAUUUACCCGCUUAUUAUUGGUCGCCACGUUGCGUGCUGGAUUGGUUCAAUUCAGAUUCCGAUGAAGAAGAUGAGGAAGAAACACCGAGCAGCGGGAGUAGGAUCAGUGAUUCCGACGUGAGGGGUAGGCUUGGGAGAUUGGCUGAAGGGAGAGGGGCAAUUUGGGAAUCGGAUGGUUGGGUGGAGGUAAGGGGUUUAGCUAGUAGCAGUAGUACAGAAAGAGAAGAGGAGGUUUCACUUCCGGUUUCGGAGGCGGGGCGUUGUGGCAGAGGGGGAGAAGGGACGAGUUCGGAAUAUGGGGAAUUGAUGCGGAUGGAAAUUUCGGGGGCAGAGGUGGAAUAUGGGGAUUCCCUUGGGAUUGGGGAAUUCAGUAGAAGGACGAGCGGGGAAUAUUUGGCAGAUUCUAAUUGCAGUGCCGUAGCAGAAGCGCGAAUUGAUAGCCGCCACGACGGCGUCGUUACGGACUCCGGACGGGUUGAGCGGCCUCAAGCUGGAGAUUCACAUGGGGGAUGCACAUGUCCAUUUUUAGCUUUACUUUAUUUAUUUUUUUAUUUUCAACCGACUCGACGACAGAAUUUGUAUCCAAUUCCUUCAUUCCGUGGCAUAUACGAGAAAGUUUUGCUACAUUUGCUUUUGUGCAAGACAACAGCGUAUUAUUUGAAUUUUGUUAAUUUUUACGAGUCACUCAAACUUCCCCGCCUCCCCGAAAUUUAUGAAUGGGCCAAACCCCGACUUACAACAUAA
This is a messenger RNA of Coffea eugenioides, 1889 nucleotides long. RefSeq names its product mitogen-activated protein kinase kinase kinase 18-like. The transcript has a single exon. Bases 303 to 1889 code for a protein of 528 amino acids. Gene Ontology annotation, molecular function: protein kinase activity; ATP binding. Lineage: Eukaryota; Viridiplantae; Streptophyta; Magnoliopsida; Gentianales; Rubiaceae. Gene Ontology annotation, biological process: protein phosphorylation. The record is from RefSeq and is a predicted model, not a curated record.